Molecule: messenger RNA, 824 nt
Organism: Vitrella brassicaformis
Lineage: Eukaryota; Vitrellaceae
Source: the annotation of a GenBank genome assembly
ACUCUCUCCUUACAAGUUGCCACCCAUUUGCAGUCCACACCAGGCUGUGUAGUUUGGCUAUGCGGCAGCGAUGAGUGUCUGCGUGCCUGCUGCUCUUGAGCCUUCAGGGUAGGAUACUACAGAUCACCAUGAGCAGACCCCACAGUAACAGGUAAAGCAGACCAAGAAAAGGGCUAGCCAUAGAGCCGAACGUGCAGAGGACGAGUCCCACAGAACCCACCCCGAGAGCUGCUCGACGCUCGAAAAGAACCUGCUCUUCCUUACGCCGCUGCCCCUCUUGAGCUUCCGCCAGCUGCUUCUUGAGGGUCGAGACAGUGGCUUCUCGAUCUGCCAGCUGCUGUUCAGUAGCCUUCAGUCGGUCAUUCUUGUCCUUGAUGGUACCCUCAGCCUUUCCUGCUGCCUCUUUCUGGCUCUUGAUGCUGUCCUGAGCGUCUGCCAGGCUCUUGGUAUUCUUUUUCAGCGCCUCGUUGCACUCCACCAGCUGCACCUGGGUGCUUGAGAUAGCCGCUUCUUGAUCUGUCAGCUGCUGUUCGGCAGCCUUGAGCCCGUCUGUCGCCUCUUUGCUUUGCUGGACGGCAUCCAUCACGCGCUUUGUUUCCUCUCCCAGUGCAUAGUCGCGCGCCGCCAGUUGCUCCUCCAAUAGCAUGACGGUGGCGUGUUUCACCUUGGCCGUCCGUCGCGAGGGCGGCAAACAGCUCCGCCUGCUCCUCACGCGGAAAUGAUGCCACGUCCUGCUGCCUCUCGUGCAGGUGGCGCGCGACGGGCAGCCGCUGGGGUGCGGGCAGUGAAUGCCACACGCGUCGGCCGUCAGCUGUGUGUUGGAU